AUGGGUGGCUGUGACAUGAACGGUAACCUGUAUGAGGAGAAGUUUAGUGCACCAAUGCCUUGGAUUGGCAUGUAUGUAGCAGCAGCAUCCUUGGCCUGUCUGAUUGCAAUGGCUGCAGAUGUAAUCCUCGGCAUCCGGCACCAUAAGUACUGGUUUCCCUGCAAGUUCUUCUCCAUUAAUGCCACAUCUCUGACCUUGAUAGGUAUAGCCAUCAAAUUGUCGGUGGAUCUGAACACUCCCAUGCCCAACCGUCAUGACCAGCUUGCAAAGCUUAGCAGUUCUGCCUUGAUCUGCACAGCAAUGGCUAACUCCAUGCCGUCUCUUGGAGCCAUGGAAAAUGAAGAGAUGUUCAUGAAUGUAAUUGCCUUGGGAAUUCUAGUCAUCACCCUUAUUGUCAAUAUUUGCAUCCAAUUAGCUACCGGUGCAAUCUUUGUUUUCUGGAAGGAGCACGCUUCGGUUAUGUUCAUCAUGCUUGUUUUGCUCCUCAUGCUGAUUUUCUCGGCUUUAACCGUUCCAACAACAAAGAAUUAUUUAGAAAAAGGGUACAAGAAAAGAUACCAAUUAUCUUCAAAAGAAUGCACAAAUGCAAGUGGUAGAAAAGAAGUUACCAAACUCAGAGACACAUUGACAAAGCUUUGGCUGAUGGCUCACACCUCUAGCCCUCAAUUUGUGAUGGGCAGGUCAGUGACAUGCACUGCUUCUGGAGCUUUCUGUCUUUUGAGUGCCAUGAUUUUGGCCCAAGCCAUGUUUAGAACAUACUUGAUGCCAUGGUCCAUUAAGUUUUGCAGCGGGGAAUCAGACUACAAAUUGACAACCACUUUGAUUCUAUUUACGCAAGCAGUUGCAGUAGGAGUUGGUACUAUUUCCCCGUCGUUUAGAUGGUUCAUAGCCAUCAACUUUAAGUGCCCGAAAAGAGGAAAUAUAAGCUACAGAAAAGAAUUCGAAAUAGAAAGGUACUGGAUUCAGGGGCUUGCGGAGUUGAAAAAGUGUCCAUUAACUUUUAGAAUCAAAUCUCGGGACUGCAGGAAACUUGCACAUGAAGCAAGAAACAAACUUUUGGACUUGUGUAUUGCAAUGCAAAAGGGGAUUGUCCUAUCAAGUAAAGCAAUUCGAUUCAUUUCCAUUUUCUUGGUGAGUCGGAUCUUUUUACUCAGCGACUUGUUCAGGGAGUGGAAGAAAAAGAAGUUGGAAUUCGACUCCAUCCCAAUGUCCCAGAAAAACCCAAGGCAAGAUCUUAGUAAUUAUGUUCUGUAUCUUGAAGGUGAGGAUGCGUUGGUUCAUUACAUGAUGAAUUCCAACUGUGAUGCUACUGAUCAUUGGAUUCAGAAGGGAACAAAAGAAGAACCCAAGCAUCUCAUUAAGCUAUUGGGGAAAUCAACAGCCUCACAAGGAUUCAAAGGAGUGGCAGAGUUUGACAGUGAUCAAGUUCCCUCUCUACAAUGUGAAGAACCUCCAAAUUGUUGGGCUCUUCCUGUUGUGACACUAACAAGUAUUGCACUUGCACUUCCAAACAUCGGUUCUGGUUCAAUCGAAAAUCUGAUAGAUGGGGUACAUGAAGGGCUCAUGUACAUGAAUGCCAUUGAGAAACAGCUGGAUAGCAAAGGAGAUCUUGCCAACAUCAGAAAGGCGGCAGGGGUCGUGUGGCUAAGAGUUGAUCUAUAUCACACAUGGCUAGAUUUGGAUCUCGGAAGAUUGUCACGUCAAGGGAAGUGUCUAAAGGAAACACUUGAAGAACUUUCUGAAACUGCAAAAUCCAUAUUUGAAGAAUGUAGAAAGCGGAAGAUGAGUAAGGAGAAUGUGUGUUCGAGAGAUAUCCCUUCCAAAUGGUCUGUUAAGGAGCUUGCCGCUAAUUCCAUGUACAGGAUAAGCCAAACUCUUCUGCUAAAUCCUAAAGGAAAAAUCAAUGAAUCAAGUGAGAGAUUAUAUGAAUCAAUGGUUGUGAUGAUCUCUGACAUAAUGGGUGCGUGUCUCACAAAUUUACAGGAAGCUGUGGCAAUCAAGUGUUUUAACAGCACAAUUGAAGAGAGGGAGGAAAGUGUGAGACUUGCAGUUCAUGUUCUUGGUAAAACUGAAAGGAUUCUUUAUAUUGUGGAACCUGGUAUUCCUUCAAAUUUGGAUCAUCACCAAAUGGCAUGCAUUGAUGAGUGGCGUUUGCCACGGAAACCCCAGAUCAAUUUCAAGGCCUGCACAUCAUUUCCAAUAUCAGAGAGUGACAGGGAUUCUUCGGCAGGCUCAAGUGAUCACUUUUACCUGCCGAUGGAUUAG
Messenger RNA from Malus domestica (apple), 2265 nucleotides. RefSeq lists its product as uncharacterized. The record is from RefSeq and is a predicted model, not a curated record. NCBI's taxonomy places the organism in Eukaryota, Viridiplantae, Streptophyta, Magnoliopsida, Rosales, Rosaceae.